This is a messenger RNA of Cicer arietinum (chickpea), 1678 nucleotides long. RefSeq names its product transcription factor TCP4. Gene Ontology annotation, molecular function: sequence-specific DNA binding; DNA-binding transcription factor activity. Gene Ontology annotation, biological process: regulation of secondary shoot formation. The record is from RefSeq and is a predicted model, not a curated record. Lineage: Eukaryota; Viridiplantae; Streptophyta; Magnoliopsida; Fabales; Fabaceae. Gene Ontology annotation, cellular component: nucleus.
CUGUCUUUGUAAUUGUGAGUGAGUGAUGCUGUUAUUGGAUAAUAAAAGGAAUCUGAUCAAAGAUUGCAAUAGCAGGUGUUGCCUUUUUGGGACCGCAGUAGCAGUGUUACAAAGAAUUGUCACAAUUCAAGCCAGAAUUACGUGAGUUGAAAAGUCAAACCAAUUAUAUCAAUACACGUUAGUUUGGUGAUAAGAAUGUUUGGUGAAUAGAAAUACUAAAACUGAUUUUGAAUAUAGUAAUUAAUAAGGCCAAAAAGAGAAAGAAAAAUUGAGAGAGGAGGAAAAAAAAAAGAGAUGAGGAGGAGUAGUAGAGGAGGAGAGAUAGUUGAAGUAGAAGGAGGACACAUAGUUAGAUCAACAGGUAAAAAAGAUAGACACAGCAAGGUGUAUACAUCCAAAGGACCCCGUGAUCGAAGGGUUCGUCUCUCAGCACAUACAGCCAUUGAGUUCUAUGAUGUUCAAGACCGCCUUGGCUAUGACAGACCAAGCAAAGCAGUUGAUUGGCUCAUCAAGAAAGCUAAGCAUUCUAUUGACAAGCUUGCUGACCUUCCUCCUUGGCAUCCUUCCUCUGAUAAUCAAACUCAACAACAACAGAAUGUUGCUGCAGGAUCAACUAGCUUGGUUAUUGGAGAACAACAAUCUCAAUCUAAUAGUGGAUAUAAUUUUCAUCUCUUAAGACACUUUACUGAUAAUCAAUGUGACAACAAUAAUUCAUCUUUCAUUUCACAACAUGCUGUUGAAACUGAUCCUAUACCUUUUUUUCCAACUACUUCUUCUACUUCUCAACCUAUCAAUUUUCAAACCUACCCUCAUCAUCAUGGAAUAAUCUCUACAAAUAACAUUCAUUCAACACAAGAUCUUGGUCUAUCUCUUCAUUCAUUCCAAGAUCAUAAUGGUUUGAUUAAUCCUUGGCAAUCACAGCAACAGGAUUGUCAGAACCAUGCAACUUCAAACCAAAACCAAACACUUUUUGCUGGAUUUGAGAACCAAUAUCAGAGAAUUGUUAACUGGAACAGUGAAACUACCACUGAUUAUGUAAAGAAAGUUGGCUUCAUGGUAAACUCACAACAAUUUCUUCCCCAUGGUUCAACUUCAGCUUCAGAAUACUCACCAAAUGAGACCCUUCAGUCGAACUUUUCGCCUUCGGUUCGAUCAUGGAAUGACAUUCCAAUGGCUUCUUCAGAGCAUCACAGGACAGAACAAGUUCAUCAAGCUUCAAUAUUUGGAAGCAGGUUUGUUUGUGAUGGAUUAGCAGGGUUCUGUGUUCCUGAUACAGUUCAAGGUGAUGAAGAGGGUCAUGGAGUUUCUUCCAAUAGGCCUUCUUCUGCUUCUCCUACUUCUCAUCACCAUUGACACCAAACAAUAAUUCAACAAUGCUUCCAAUGGUACUUUUAGCUCAAACUUUUCAUCUUUUAUAUUUCUUUAGCUUUAUGGAACAAAUUAAUAAAAUGGACACUUAUACCUUGUUAAAUUUCUUUCAUGCAUCUUUUUUUUGUAUGCCACUUAUUGAAGAUUAAAAGGACACAUUCUUGUGAUUCAUAAAAUUCGUGUUUCAUUCUUUUUUCUUCUUAUUGGUUUUAAAUUGAAAAUAGUUUCAUUGAACCAUUCCUGCAUACAUUUAUCUGUGUAUGUAAUUCUGCGAUUAUAGUCCUCACUGUUUGGUGAAUGUUGAGAAUAA